Molecule: messenger RNA, 2392 nt
Organism: Paralichthys olivaceus (Japanese flounder)
Lineage: Eukaryota; Metazoa; Chordata; Actinopteri; Pleuronectiformes; Paralichthyidae
Product: membrane-spanning 4-domains subfamily A member 6B
Cellular component (GO): membrane
Source: RefSeq, a predicted model, not a curated record
UGGACUUGUCAGGAUCCAGGGUUAUGUAAUGCUCUGGCUGCUGGAGGCUGCGGUCAUGCUUGUGAAUUGCAUCAGACAAAAUAGUGGCAGCAUUACUUUGCUGCAGUGAAUCCCAGCUCUGGAACACACCCCGCUGCAGCCUGCAGAGCAGCCACACUGAGCUCAUUCUGCUGUGAACAUUCGGUGAGCUGCUAGAACACAGUUCAGGAUGGCUCUAAAUGAUAAAGACCCAAUACCUGCAGUGGGGACACUCUCCUCAGGUCAACUGCAGUCCCACCUCAAGAUGGAGCCCAAAACUCUGGGGGCAAUCCAGAUUGUUAUUGGGGCUUUGAUUCUUUGUCUCAGUGGGUCUGUGCUCCAGAUCCAUGAGGUCCACUUUACAGGGGAUGUGGCCCUCUUCCUGAUCGUUGUCAUACAGGUGACCCUGUCUGGUUCUGUGUUGGUCCAUAGUGGGAGGAGACCUACUCUAUUCUGGGUGAAAUGCAUGCUCGUGCUGCAUCUCAUCAGUGCCGCAUUUGCCACUGCUGCCCUGGGUCUGAUGUCCAAACACCUCCCCUACCGCCAGGACUCUUACCACUGUGAACACUGUCGCAGACUGGAGCUACAUGCUGUGCAACAUUGUUUCAGGAAAUGCACCGGGCUGAUCGAGCAAAAAUGUAAACUGUUGAUUGACGGGAUCCUGGGGACGCUGGUGGUCUUCCUGGUGCUGGAGCUGUUGAUCUGUAUCACUGCCAUGCUGUUUGGACUCAGUGUCCUCGCUGCUGGUGCAACUCAGGCUCCCAGCCAGAGACCUGUCUAUCCACAGACCCGCCCCCCACUUGCUCCAGCUGUGCAGGCUGCUCCAGCUGCAGCCGGACCACCUCAGCAGGUGGCUGUAGUUGUGACUGAACCAGAUUCAGAGCAGGUGGAGGAGAUCUCCACCCCACCCACUGAACCCCAGGUGGAGCCCAUAGAGACUGUGACUACAGAACCCUGAACUCAGCACUCACUGCCCUCUGUGGUGUCAUGUCAGACAGAGAGGGAAUAUGGAUGUUAACUAGGUAAAACUACUCCUGUCAGCCCUCUGGUCAUUAUAAUUAGAACUUGUUUAUCCUGAUGACACAUGCAUCAACUCAGUUAACAAAGUGACUAGAAUCAGUGUUAAUACUCCAAUAAACCAUAUCCACAAGAUUACCAUUUUCCUCUGACAUCACAGUUAGGGUGGGGAGCUCAAAUACUUUUAUAAACAAAAUAAUGUUGUACUGCUGUGAUUCAGGCUAAUAAAUCAUAUAAACACAGGGAAUCUGACUAAUGGUUAUCAUUUCAUAAGUCCAUAACCAAUCAGUUUCAGAAAAGACAAGGGAUAUCUGGAGGUACAUGAGACCUGUGCCUAAUGUCAGAGAAAAGUGGCAGCCGUUUGAAUAUGGUCUAUUGACUGCAUAUAUAAAUAACAGAUUCUUAUAGUAAGGAGAAAGCAAAAACUGUGUAAGGUAUAUUCACUUCACUAACAGUGUGCUCACAUUUAGUGUCAAUUAGAAUGAAGUAGAUUUGUAACCUGGUACUAUUUUGCCUUUCGAAAGUCUCAAACUCAUUUAAACUAAAACAUAUUUCACCGCUGAAAGGACUUGUUUCUCAUUUAUUAAAGUAACUUUGAGUUUAUAUAAAGAUAUUCUCAAGUUGUCUUAAUGCCUGUCUACAAUGAACUGAUGAAAAAGUGACAGCAGUCAAGCUAAAACUGUUCAUCGUCCGUUUUCAUAUUUAUACAUAUUAUUAUUAUUCAAACGUAAAGGAGUACUUCAGUGAUUUAGUGCUCUUAUUAUGUUGGCAGAUUAACAGAAAAUAAACAGAUAAAAACAGAAUGUUGAAACUCUUAAGUAGCAGAUGCUGAGAUAUAGGGAUAUAUCUAUAGCUUUUCAUAGAGACAGUGAGAUAUGUAUUGUAUGUUGUGACCACAAAAGAUAAAUAAUUGGUGAUCUUUGAUAAUAUUAUCUACUUACAAACACUGAAAUACAAAGAUAUAUGUGAAGCCAUUUAAACAGGAGGCACCUAUACUGAGUCCAAUUUUAAUGAAAACUGACAUUUUUGUGUCACUUCUCUCAUCACAUAUACACAUCAUUUAAUAUUUUGCUUAUCUGUUUCCCAGAAAUGUGCUGACAAGCAGACAUGAUACUGCUGAGAACUUUUGCAUAGAAGUGAUUCUGUAGCUAGAGUUCUUGUACUUUGUCACACUCGUUACACAUCAAAAUUCAGGAUUUGAGACUCAUAAUGUCAGUAUUCCCUAAAAUCUACUGAGCCACGUGUCACACAGUUUUCCUGCACUGGUUUGUUUGUAUUUGUGGAAACCACUGGACGGCAUGAUUUACUGUAAAUGAAUGUAUGAUCAUUUAAAUCAAUGCAAAUAAAGUAAACGGUA